AUGGCGGCGACACUUCAAACACGUGAGAAUGGGAUAAAUGCAACGUAUACAUCCCUUCAUACCCCAGUAAGGCCCUGGGCACAUGGUGUGGCAGGCGUUAUUGGUGCUUCUAUAUCCAUGGCACUGUUUUACCCUUUGGAUUUUCUACGGACACGCAUGCACGUAUAUAAAGGGGGUAACAAAUUUCCAUUGCGGUCAGCGCGGCAAAUUAUUCGGGAGGAGGGAUUGAGAGCCAUGUACAAUGGCAUCACCAUGUCCAUUUUUGCUCACAGUGUUGGGUGGGGAUUAUACUUGUUGACGUUUAGGGCAGCACAACAGAAACUGUUUUUGGCUGCGGAGGAAACGGCUUGUAGCAGUGACGAUCACAGAAGCAGUGGACGUCACACUUUACAGGAUUUUUUGAGUGCGUGUAUUGCUGCUGUUACUACAGGUGUUGUCAUCACGCCGCUGAAUGUGCUGAAAACACGUCGACAAUUGUACGAUGUGAAAAGUUACGGUGAACCCCGAGGUUUUGUUUGUGGAACCAGGGCUAUUUUGAAACGCGAGGGCUUUUUUUCGUUGCUUCGUGGCGUUGGGCCGCAAAUUCUUUUGACAGGAAGCACAACAAUACAAGUAACGCUUUAUGAGGGAAUAAAACGUGGGGCUUUCCAUGACAAGGAUAAUCCGUCGUUUAUGGAGGUGAUAAUUGCGUCGGCCAUAUCAAAGGCUGCAGCCUCAAUCCUAUGCAAUCCCAUUGAGGUUGUGCGAACCCGUUUGCAGGAUAAACGGCACGGUUCUUUGAAGGAAUAUCGUUCGAUGCGAGGAGCACUCUGUGCCAUUUGGCGUUCCGAGGGAGUUCUUGGCCUCUACAGAGGCCUUCCCGUGAAUAUCUGUCGUGUUGUUCCAACAACUGUCAUGACGGUUGUCUUGUAUGAAAAGCUCCUCUUAGCCAUCUCAAGUGCAAACUCCGUAAAAGUGGAUUUACCAGUAAUCCUUGUGACGUUUGAUAGUGCUUCGAACUCCUGGGUCGAAACUACUCCAAGAGAUUAA
Molecule: messenger RNA, 1029 nt
Organism: Trypanosoma cruzi
Lineage: Eukaryota; Euglenozoa; Kinetoplastea; Trypanosomatida; Trypanosomatidae
Product: mitochondrial carrier protein, putative
Exons: 1
Coding region: 1-1029 (342 amino acids)
Biological process (GO): nucleotide transport; folate import into mitochondrion
Molecular function (GO): folic acid transmembrane transporter activity; FAD transmembrane transporter activity
Source: RefSeq, a predicted model, not a curated record